Molecule: messenger RNA, 2282 nt
Organism: Hemiscyllium ocellatum (epaulette shark)
Lineage: Eukaryota; Metazoa; Chordata; Chondrichthyes; Orectolobiformes; Hemiscylliidae
Product: ADP-ribosylation factor 2-like
Exons: 5
Coding region: 134-670 (178 amino acids)
Biological process (GO): intracellular protein transport; vesicle-mediated transport
Cellular component (GO): plasma membrane; cytoplasm
Molecular function (GO): GTPase activity; GTP binding
Source: RefSeq, a predicted model, not a curated record
GCACCGGAAGCUGGAGGCGGGUCUGAUUGAGAGGCGCAUGCGCAGGGUUGCCACGUUAACAUCGCAGGCGGAAGGGUAUCGGUGGCUCGAGACGGACCCAGCGGCGCGAACUGAUCAGUAAAGUGAAGACAACAUGGGAACAGUGCUGAGUUUUUUUGGCUUUUUGAAGAAGGAAAUGCGAAUUCUUAUGGUGGGGCUUGAUGCAGCAGGCAAAACUACAAUCCUGUAUAAACUCAAACUUGGAGAAGUUGUAACAACUAUUCCCACUAUUGGCUUUAAUGUGGAAACAGUAGAAUACAGAAAUCUAAGCUUCACAGUUUGGGAUGUUGGUGGUCAAGACAAAAUUAGAACACUCUGGAAGCACUAUUUCCAGAACACACAAGGCUUAAUAUUCGUUAUUGACAGCAAUGAUCGAGAACGUAUCAAUGAGGCAAGGGAUGAGCUAACUCGAAUGCUCUCAGAAGAUGAACUAAGAGAUGCUGUGUUGUUAAUCUUUGCAAAUAAGCAGGAUUUGCCGAAUGCAAUGACUCCUGCAGAGAUCACAGAUAAGCUGAAUCUGCACCAAUUACGUCAACGAGUGUGGCACGUUCAGGCAACCUGUGCUAAUUCUGGUGAUGGCCUUUGUGAAGGUCUUCACUGGCUGUCUCAACAAUCAUUUACAAAGCGAUAAUCUUCGUCAAGAUUGACCAAGCUGUUGUGCCUGUGUGUCAUUUGUUGAGUGGGAGCAUUUUCCUCACCAUGUGCCUUUUUAUAAUGCAGGGUUAGGGUCUGAUUUGAACUGGUAUUAUGAAUAAUUGCGAAAAUAUUUUAUUAUAGAUGAAUGGUUCUCGUUUGGAAUGUUGUCAGUAAUACUUGUAGGCUUGAAAUCAUUUUGCAACAUGUAAUUUAGCUGUUCAAACAUUAGUACCAUGAUGCUAUUUAAAGGCCCAUUUUCUAACUUGUGGUGAUGGGAAGCAGGGAUAAAUGCUGGAUUGCUAGCUAAUAUUGAUUUGGAAUUUGGGAGCACUGCAAACCUUGCUUUUGAAUUUAAUCUUUCUGUUGUACUGCUUGCAUGAAAAGCUUGGUGGCAGUACGAAAAAGGGAAUGUAUUUUCCAGAAAAAUGAUUUGCUCGUGAGUCUGUUUGGUUUGCUACCUCUGGAAAGAACAUUCUUCAACAGAAGCAUUACUGAUAACAGGAGGUUUGCACUGAAUGUUACAGAUUUAUGACCUUGCAGAAACUUAAAUUCUGCACUAUAAUUAAUGCAUGGAGGUCAUUAAGACUGCUGCUCCUAUUCUGCAGUUCUAUAAGAAUGUAGAGCAACACUUGUAUGUGUUUACUACAAGAGAGGGGUGAAGGGUCCAGUUCAUAAAAGACAUAGCAAACCAUAUUUCUUGUAAAUACCAAGAACCAAUCCCUCAAAGGUACUGCAUCGUUAUCCGUGCAGCAACACUGAUUUUAAAGCUCUGUUGAUCUUUUCUUUAUCAUACAUUUGGAAUUAAACUUUAAGGUGGUGGAAAUUUAAAAUUGUAUGCCUGUAUUCUAGUAAACUUCACAAAUGUCGAUAUUUAUUAUACUUUGGUGAAAAAAAAUAUGAAAACCAUUCAGGCUAUUUUGAAGAUUGAUCAAAUUAUUGGGUAUCCAUUUUAAGUAAAAUAUUGUAUGCCAUUGACUUCUUGAAUACAUAUGUCUUAUGAAUCUGAGCAAAGCUUAAAAAAAAACACAAGUUGACUUUAAAAUACAAAUGGCAAUCAUAUUAACCAGCAAUAUAAAGUAGAGGAGUGUGUUGGGAAUUGCCUGAAUCAAUUUACAACAGUGAGAAACUGAAGAUGUAAACAUCUGAAAUAAAAUCAGGAAAUGUUGAGCUGGUCUGGCAGCAUCUGCAGAGUGUGUUAACAUUUCAGCUAAAUAGCCAGAUGUGAGACUUGAACUUGCUCAACAUUUUAAUUCUGUUUAUACUUUGUUUUCUUAAAUCCUAUAAAUAAUAUGAAAGCACAUUUCAUUCAGACAUUACAUGUCGAAUCAACAGUGAAAAUGAUUUCUUAAAAUGAAAGACAUUAAAAGAGGUGCAAAUAUAAUGUCUAGUCUGGAAAAAAAAAUCAGCUUUGCUUUUUCAUUUGAAAGCUUAUGUUAAGAUGCACUUGUAUGAAGUAUAUAUUCCAAUAACCAGUCUUAUUAAUGCCAGUGUGUUACUAUGUCUCUUUACGAUUGAAUUUCUGCUGGGUUUUGAGACAUGUUUAAGGGAAGUGAAAGAAAAGAACAUGGUUGCAAAUAUUUUUGUCAAUAAAGUUAAAUUCCCUCUAA